Molecule: messenger RNA, 141 nt
Organism: Phytophthora nicotianae INRA-310
Lineage: Eukaryota; Oomycota; Peronosporomycetes; Peronosporales; Peronosporaceae
Exons: 1
Coding region: 1-141 (46 amino acids)
Source: RefSeq, a predicted model, not a curated record
AUGGACGCUUUCUACAUUCUUCCUGUGAAGCUUCUCGACGCGUGCUUGAAGGUCCUGCCGAUCUCGAACACGCGUGCAAGCGCCAUAUCUGUGGAUGACAAUACCCCCAACGAAGCACAAGUCUACGGACGACCUAAUUGA